ACGACCCGGGGGCCCGGUCCCCCCCCCGCGCCCCUUCCUCAGCGCAAAGAAGCCCUUUUGCGCCAGCUGUUGGUGGCGGGGGGAGAGCCGGGAGCGCGCCGAGCCGGGAGGACGGGAGCGGCACCGCCGAGGCGCAAGCGGGGGACGCUGAUCGCAGCCGGAGGCGCCGGCCAAGUCAGCGCCAAGUUCACUGUCUGGCUUUUAAAGGAAAAGAAACAACACAAAGAAAUUCUGACAGUGUUGUUUUUGAUGUCAGCUGACUAGGUUGGGGGGCAAAACGCCAGUGGAGAUUUUUGGAACGUAACCUCAGCAUACGACUUUACUCUCCAAGCCAGGCCAGGAUGGAUUUCCUGCGGACAUGUUAGGGCGUUUGCAGCAAAAUCCGGUUCAGCCCAAGCACGAACCCUUACAGAGGCAGAUCAAAAGUUGCAGGAUGACCGAUGAGCCCCUCAAAGAGAUCUUGGGAGGUUCCAAAUGUCUUCAGUGUGCUACGCUGGAGAAGAGCAACAACAACGACGGUAGGGGGGCAGCUGUCCCGUUAGUGAGUGAAUGCCAGCUCACAGCCGCCACGGGGGGAAACGAACUCUCCUGUUACCGUUGCACAGUCCCUUUUGGCGUGGUGAUCCUCAUUGCCGGAGUGGUGGUCACUGCCGUGGCUUAUAGCUUCAACUCCCAUGGAUCCAUCAUCUCUGUGCUGGGGUUGGUCGUCUUAUCAUUCGGACUUCUUUUGCUGGCUUCGAGCGCAUUGUGCUGGAAGAUCAGACAGAGAAGCAAGAAGGCAAAGAGGCGAGAAAGCCAAACCGUUCUCGUUGCAAAUCAGCGAAGCCUGUUUGCUUAAAAAAAUGAAAACUCCAAACAAAAAGGCUGGGAGAGAGGAUGGAUUGUUAAAUGGACACACCUAUUUAUUUGCAGUUGGGUUGCGGGAUAUUUUUAUUGAUGGCUGAGUUGGGAUUAUACAGAUAACAGCUAGAAGACUCUCUCAGAGGCUGGAAAUCAUUGGUAUCUGUUUUUCCACACAUUAAUCUCAAAACACACAAGUAGUUGGUUUUUCAUGCUCUCGGUGGGGGAGGGGGAAUCUGCUGGUUACAUUGUAGUGUGGGAGAGACCAAACUUCCAAGCGGGAAAGCCGAGAGUCGGAAACAGGACUACGACCGGCAAUGUACAAAAGUAUGUCAGCCCACAGGAACAAGAUAAGGGGAAUUCAGGAGAUAGUUUGAGCCAUUAUGGAACUAUAUAUUUACAGGUAUACACAAGUAACAAAAUCUCAGUGGUGGCAGUUCUCAUAGAAAAGCAAUUUGUGGGAGGAGAUUUGGAGCAGAGAAAUUGCAGAUGAACAAAGGUCCAGUACUUCCCCUUUCCAAGCCCCUCAAAUUUCCUUCUUGAAGCUGCUUUUCUCUAGGAAAUUUGAUGGGGGGGGGGAGUUGUUAUACAAAAAUAUAUAUAGUUCUCAAUGAAGGCUUGUCUUGAGGUAUAAAGAUAGCUGUUUUCCACACUGCACACAAUGUUGACAGACCAACAUUUCAUAGAUCAGGUGAGGGCCCAGGGCCUCCCUUAUAACCCCGCCCCCUGCCCAGUUUUCACGCCAAAGACUGCUGUCCAGCCACCACCACCUCUGCUUAAUAACGUUUUUUUUCAUCUGAUACUAAUUUUAUUUUCCAGUAGACUGCCGUGCAGUGGUCAAGAAGACUGGAAAAAGCAAAUGCUUGUUUUGACAAAAAGGAAUACAUAAUUGCGUUGUGUUGUAUCGUUUAAAAAUACGACUGCCGUAUGUGAAUGGGUAGGCCCUGCAUGGCACCUUGGUGUUCAUGCACAGGCCCUGAUGUGCAGGACACUUGAGAUGAGAUGCGAACAGCCACCUACUUGGCAUGUUAGCUGCUAGAGACCCUGGUCAAGAGCUGGACUCCGAAUGACGAGCGUUGCUCUGAGUUCAGCUCCUGAAAUUAGACUUGCCCUAACCCACUUUGUGCCUUCUCUUGUCCCCGCCCCUUUGCAUGUAUCCCAAGGUGUAAGAAAAAAUGUGGACAAAUUCGAAGUAUAUUGUCAGUAAUACCUAUAACAAGAUCAGGCCUGGCCUGGCCCCACAGGUGCUGGAAACUGGCACCUGAGUAAUAUGUAUCAGCCAAGCAGGGCUGCCCCGUUAUUCUUCGGCAGACGACAAGCUGGCCCAUGGCUUUGAUCGACGCAGGUUCUUGAGAGAGCGACAGCGGCGUCAGCCACUCCUGCGCUGUCAGCUCCGCUCUCCCUCGUGUUCCUGUGCGGUUUUUCAGUGGUACUUUUCAAAGAGUAGUAUUCAACUUUUUAAAAUGUAUUGGGAGGUGGGAGGGUUGGCUAUUGUCUAGGCAGGUUGCUAUCUGUAAUAUUUUUGUACAAAGUAAACUGCAAGGUAUGUAUAGCUGAAAAAGUGACCUUUUUGUACAUUAAAUACUGUAACAUGGUCUGACUUGGCACUUUGA
Messenger RNA from Eublepharis macularius, 2453 nucleotides. It is a transcript of the gene TMEM100, whose product is annotated as transmembrane protein 100. The coding region runs from base 359 to 838 and encodes 159 amino acids. The record is from RefSeq and is a predicted model, not a curated record. Gene Ontology annotation, biological process: cellular response to BMP stimulus. Lineage: Eukaryota; Metazoa; Chordata; Lepidosauria; Squamata; Eublepharidae. The transcript is spliced from 3 exons.